ACCCCGCCCCACCGGGACCGGUGGUAGCUGGUGCCAAACCGCCCCCAGGGAGCCGCCGACGAGGAGGAGGAGGAGGACGCAGCCAUGCCGAGCGACGACACUCACCAGCCGGACCGCCGCCUCGUCUCAUCCGUCUCCAGCGCCUCACACGGGCGGAAGAUGCCGUGAGACCCCCCCGCAGGCCCUGGACGGCACCUGGCUGGGAGUGAGGUGGAGGAGCGGCGGACAACGGACGGCGGAUAAUGACGUGAUGGUUCCGGUGGUGGAGCGAGCAAAGCGCGGCUGCCGGCGCCUUUAAUGACCGGAGCUGCAGAGGAGAGCACCGGACUCUGACUGUGUGUGGACCCGCGUGUGGAGACCGACACCGGAGGAGGGAGACGGUCUCCAACAGGUUCCGUGAAGGCUCAUUUACCGGAGCUGCAGGGCCGACCAUUCCCCUGCCGAGGGCCGAGGCUUUUUCCCAGGGGGCUUUGCAGCACUGUUGAGGAUGCCACACACCCCAGAUGCUGACUUCUAUGGUUAAGGAGUUCCAGUGAGAGGAGGUCUUGAGAGUGACACUCCGCAGGCCUGUCAUGGUUUCCUACCUGUCACACUCCUCCAUCUCUGCAUCUCCCGCUGUCUUCUAAUAAGGGUUUGAUGGAGAGCUGGUCGAAUGUCAGCGGGAACUAUCGUUAUAACCGGAGGAAUUCUCGCCGGAGUGAUACUGCUGUGCAUCGUAGCAGUGCUCUGUUACUGUAGACUCCAGUAUUACUGCUGUAAGAAAAAUGAUUCUGAGGUGGACGUGGGCUCCUUGGUGGGAGAGGACCCCCUCUCUCACUUUCCCUGCAACGCCUGCAACGCCCUCGCCAUGGACGGCGCCACUAUCACCCCCGUCUCCCUGGAUCAGCUGGACACGGGUUCCCACCACAGCCCCUGCCCCACCUGUUCGCCGCGCCCCAUCCACUCUGGACUCGCGGACGGAAUGCGUAACGGAGGGGAGCGGCUGGGCUUCCACACCUACUACGAGAACCCGUCCGUCUCUCUUCCUCUGUCCGCCAACCCGCAGGGAUCCUCUCCUCUGAGUUACUUCGGCCCCUCGGACAUGUUCCCUCCACCGCCGCGCCCCUACAGCACCCAGGUCUGACCUCUGCUGCACCGCCACACAGACAUAUAGAUUUACGUACAUACACCUGACAUUCGCGAGCACAUGUGACUAAAUUCAGGUGAUGGAUUACAAAACAGCACAAUUACACUCACACACCCACAUUACCGCACACGCUCACUUCAGCCACAGAUUCAUCCGAGGAAAGUGACCCAUAGACUGAGCAGAGCCUCUGUGUGGGCAACAGAUCCACGGACCAGCAGAGGGCAGCGUGAAGUGCUGUUACAUCAGCAGGGAGGUGGUUAAUCAGCCUCACUUUGUUUCACGUGGGACUAAAAUGUGUUGUUGCCGAUUGGAUCAUAAACGUGAUCCGGUCCACAUUCAGGUGUGGACGCGCCUACACUGGUGCCGUCAUUCAGGCCACAUGUGAAAGUGGUCAGAUACAUGUGAAGGUGGUCAGAGACACGUGACCAUGCAUGUUCUUUAUAGUGUGACCACGUAAGGGCCCCACGCACAAGUCAGUGUUCUUUCUUUUUUUCACAAAAACCAUGUUGAUCAAUUACAGAUGAAUUAUGAAAAACAAAAUGUUUGUUGCCAUGAAAGUUUAUUUUAUAAACUGCACUGUUUUUACAAACCAAAAGGAAUUGAGUUAUAAGAAUUAAUGAAUUACAAAUUGAAUUUAACAAAAUCACUUUACCACCAAAAAUUCCACCAUAAUCUUUUUGGUUACACUUUAAUGUUAUUGGUUCAUAUUUUCUGAUUCAUUUCCAAAUAAUUUCACAAUUGAAUCACAUUUUCUCGGGUGUCACAAUGUUUUUUUUGUGCUAAUUAUUCAGAAAAGUAGGAAUUUCCUCCCAAAGGAAAAAUGAAAGUGCAAAAAGUGUUUAAACAUUCCUUGGGAAAUUAGUGAAAAUGUUUAAAAAAACAUCUUGCAAUGUUAAAGAAAGUGUGUUUGGGGGGGAAUCCUGGCUCCGCGCCCUGAUCCAGAUCCAUACCAAAAGUUAAACAGUUCUUACCUGAGCCACAUCCCGUCCUGUCAAUAACUUUUGCGUAAAUCUGUUCGGUUGUUUUGUGUAAUCUUGCUAACAAACAAACGAACAAAUCAACAAACAAGCAGACAGGUGUGAAAACAUAAUCCGCUUGUCGGAGGUAAAAGGUGGAUUUGUACUUAUCCAAUAAGAUUUUGAGUUCUCUUUCCUUAUUUAACGCAAAUAUCAGAAAAAAACUCAUGAACAAGUCAAGUCAACUUUCUGUCAUAUAGCCCAAUAUCACAAAUCACAGGUUAGCCACUAGGGGGCUCUUGCUCACAAGAAGACAACCGGUAACAAAAUGCAGAGUCUAAAACAUGGACCACCACCACUUCUUUGGUU
Messenger RNA from Hippoglossus stenolepis (Pacific halibut), 2451 nucleotides. Its product is annotated as protein FAM163A. The transcript is spliced from 5 exons. The record is from RefSeq and is a predicted model, not a curated record. The coding region runs from base 653 to 1123 and encodes 156 amino acids. NCBI's taxonomy places the organism in Eukaryota, Metazoa, Chordata, Actinopteri, Pleuronectiformes, Pleuronectidae.